GGUCCGGAGCCAGUUUGCUUCAGCUCGCACCUGGCCGUCCCGCGACAACAUUCUGCCUGCGCCACCAUGAAGCUGACUGUCCUCUUUGGCGUGACUAUGGCCCUGUAUGGCCUUGGGUCAGCUCGUGCCAUGCCCGACCCUUAUCCCGUGGCCGACCCUUAUCCCGUCGCCGACCCUGAUCCCGUCGCCGACCCUGAUCCCGUCGCCGACCCUUAUGCCGUGGCUGACCCUUAUCCCGUGGCUUUAGGUGUGCCUUCUGAGCCUGAGAAUCCAUACUUGGACGACUGUACAUGUUUUUAUUGUUGCCUUAUAAACUUUGGAAGGUAACUUGCUGUCAUUGUUAUAGUUAAAUAACGACCUAAAUCUAGGACUUUAUCAAAUAUAAGAAAUCAAGAAAUGGACAGGAGAUGCAAAUAGAGAGGAAACAGAUAUCCACACAUGGAACAUCAGCAAGAGCAAUGAAGUAUAAAUCAACCUUGGAAAUCUAUACAAACUUGGAAAUCCCCGUUGCAAAUUAAACGAAAAGGAAGCAGCGUUUUUUAUUUUACGUUAUCACUCCAUGUACUACUGAACUGGUGAUCUUACCUAUUAGCAUAAGUCAAUGAUUGAACGAAAUAAAAAAGGAG
Messenger RNA from Penaeus chinensis, 626 nucleotides. Its product is annotated as venom peptide 1-like. The record is from RefSeq and is a predicted model, not a curated record. NCBI's taxonomy places the organism in Eukaryota, Metazoa, Arthropoda, Malacostraca, Decapoda, Penaeidae. The transcript has 2 exons. Bases 67 to 327 code for a protein of 86 amino acids.